Messenger RNA from Cuculus canorus (common cuckoo), 2891 nucleotides. RefSeq names its product GRAM domain containing 2A (gene GRAMD2A). Lineage: Eukaryota; Metazoa; Chordata; Aves; Cuculiformes; Cuculidae. The transcript is spliced from 13 exons. The record is from RefSeq and is a predicted model, not a curated record. The coding region runs from base 492 to 1517 and encodes 341 amino acids. Gene Ontology annotation, biological process: regulation of store-operated calcium entry. Gene Ontology annotation, cellular component: extrinsic component of cytoplasmic side of plasma membrane; organelle membrane contact site; endoplasmic reticulum membrane. Gene Ontology annotation, molecular function: phosphatidylinositol-4,5-bisphosphate binding.
GCCCUGGGCCGGCCGAGCCCUCCCGGCUGCUCCUCCCCGCGGGGACCGGGAGCGCCCGUGGCCGAGAGAGACCCGAGCGGGGCGGCCUGGGCGCUCGUCAGCGCGGCUGCUGGCGGGGGGGGCCGGGGCAGCUGCGGGACAUGGCGCUCUAGGAGGCGCCUCGGCCCCGGCCGUUCCCCUCCAGCAUCCUCGGCGGUGGCUCCGCUCCAGCAGCCAGCACACGGGACUGAAAUGACCUUGAAAGCCGGGAACAAGGGCAUCCCGCCGCAUCCCGCCGGAGGCAGCUUGGCCACAAGUGCCUCCCUCCAGCCCUGAUCCUCGGGGGUUUUCUCAGGAGGCGAAAUCCCUGGCUUGCUCGCUCCUGCCUCCACCACACGCUUCUCGCUCGCUGGCGUCAGCAGCAGGGAAGGGAUCCAGCGAAAAUCAAACACCGCCAGAGCGGCUCGCACCGGACCAUUUCCAGGCCAGAUCCCAGCGCUGUCGCUUAACUGAUGCAUGAAAAAGCGGCUCCCCUGAAGAGCUCCGAGCCCAUGCACAGCCGUGAGAAGCUGGAGGCAUCUCACAAGGAGAAGAGUUUGGAUUCCCUCGACGGCAGCCUCCACCUGAAUGAAGCGCUGAAGGAUGAAGACAUCAAGAAAUGCCACCGGGAAGUGGCUGCUAGCAAGUACAACUCCCAGUACCACAAGCUGUUCAAGGACAUCCCGACGGAGGAAAGCGUGCUGAAAGUUUGCUCCUGUGCCCUCCAGAGAGACAUCCUUAUCCAGGGAAGGCUUUACAUCUCCCCUAACUGGCUCUGCUUCUACGCAAACCUUUUCGGGAAGGACAUCAAGGUUGUGAUCCCAGUGAUCUCAGUGCAGCUGAUAAAAAAGCACAAGACGGCUCGGCUGCUGCCCAAUGGCUUGGCCAUCACCACCAACGCCAGCAGAAAGUACAUAUUUGUGUCCCUCAUCUCCCGCGACAGUGUCUACGAUGUUCUGAGGAGAGUCUGCACGCACCUGCAGGUUUCCAGUAAGAAGAGCUUGAGUUUGAAGGAGCUGACAGAGGAGCCUGAUGCCGUGUCGCUGGUGAGGGUCAGGGCAGCUCUGGGAGAGGGAAGGACCCCCACCAACUCACCCUGUGGGCAGGAGAGCGGCCGCCCGGCCCCCUCGGAGGUUAUUGUCCCCGAGGGCAAGUGGAGGAAGGUGUCACCUGCGUCGCUGUCACUGUCACUGCCAGACACCAACUACCAGUGCAUCCACCGGACCUCUGUCAGCAGCCUGAGUGCCAAGGAGAGCUCCUUCACCUCCGAGGAGCCCCUGGUUUCAGAAAGUGCAAUAAACACCGAGGAGGAGCUGGAGGUGGAGCAGAGCUGUGUGGCAGAGCUGAGACCUUCUGACUACCAGCUCCUGAAGAUCUUCAUCGUGCUCAUCUGCCUCCUGGUCGUGUCUUCCUCAUACCUGGCGUUUCGCAUCUUCCGUCUGGAACAGCAGCUGUGCUCUCUGAACCGGGACUACCUCUCCCGCGGGCACAGGAGGUGACCGUUACCCCGGUGUGGCUGAGGACAGAUGCUGAGACGGUGUGUACGGAUCCCAGUGCUGCGUCCUCCCAGCUGUGGCUGUUUCCUUUGGCCAGGAAAAUGGGACCAAGUAGCUUCUCUCUUCCUACUGGCACCCGCUCCUGUGGGACUGCCUGGCUGGCUUACGGCCACUGGUGCCAACUCCCCAUCCCACUGGAAACCUGUUUUCUCCCCGGGACGCUGCUGUUCCAUAGCACCGGACGAUGGCUCAGGGCUGCCGAGUGGUUGGACCUCCCCUUAGGACUUGCUGCUAAAGUGGGCGCUGCUUUUUAUUCCAGACGUGUUUUUCAUGUUAAAGAUGACAUUAGGCUCACUGGGAACCCCAGAAAAUGUGGAUGAGUUGCUGCGGCUCUGGGCUGAACUUGCCUGUUCAUCCCCAUCGUGGUGCCCCUGGACUGCAGCCAGAGACAUGGCUCCAAUCCCAGAGGUUUGUGGGGACACGGAGUGUGAGAAAGGGGCCACCAGCCCUGUGGGGCGCCAUCUGUUCAGCACUUAAGGGCAGGGGUACAAUCCUGGGCUCCAUAUGGGACCCCAGCUCUUCUUUCCUGGAGCUCCAGAGCAUCUUGGGGUGCGUGUGUGUGCGUGCGUGUGUUUUUCCCUGCAAAGCACUUUAGGGUCCCUCAGACCAGGCGUCCUUGCUGGGGACUGCCCCUGGAAUGGUGCUGGACCAGGGCUUUGUUAGCCCCACUAAGACGUCCCGAACGGAGCCUGUGGCUGGCACCGGUGAACGUUGCAGAUCACCAAGUGUCUGUGCCCUGGUUUGUGUUAACCUUGUCACCGUGCAGAGCUGAGUGCCACAGGAUUUGUCCGCAGGGUUUGUCUGGCAGCCUCCCCUGGGAGUGCACUGGGGCUGCAGGGCAAACCCGUGGGAUUUAUUUUGGUGUUCUUUCCUAUUUUUUGGGAACUACAAGUGCUGAUUGGGCCAAAUCCCCACACCCUGGGGCAGAGCUCGCUGCUCGCUCCAGGCUCAGAACGGCUUUUAAAUGAAAAUAAAUCCAGAAUUUUCUAGCAUGCCCUUGUCUGCUGCCAGUCUCCUUGCUGGGCUGUGAGAUCCAGGAUGGGGUACCCCAGGAUAUGGGCUGUCCCGGUACCCCUUUUCUGGCCAUGUCCUCAGGAUAUGGAUUACAUGGGGACAGCCCUGUGUUCGUAUGGGUUUGGGGACAGGUGGCACUGACCCAUCCCUUUGAACUGGCACUGGUGGACAUGGGAGUAUGUGGUCCCCUAUGUCACACCCCUUGGGGAUGGAGGGAAGUUGCAUAGUCUGAUGCUGGCGAGUGUGCAGCAUCGUUUCAGCAGCCCAGGGAGCCCCCCGUGUCCGUCGGCCCGUGCUGGAGGA